AUGUCCUUCACGCACACCUUCAAUCUAGCUGGCCCCGGCCUGAGACCCAGCUCACCUCUUCUCCGCCCUGGCUGCCCCAUCUACCUGCCCGGAGACACCAGCUCCCAAGGCUGGGCAGACUCCAGGAGUCCCCUCUGCCCAGAUAGAAGAUGGGUGGGGGUGGGGUGGGGGACUGUCGAGCCCCAGGUGCGGCCUGCACCGCCUGCAGUCCUCCUGACUGACAAGGAGGGGAGACAGCUGUCGCCCGACGAGGCCCUGGACGAGGCCGUGCCUGAGUACCGGGCUCCGGGGAGGAAGAGCCUCCGAGAGAUCCAGCAGCUGGACCCGGAGGACGAGAGCCUGGCCAAGUACAAGCGGGCACUGCUGGGGCCCCUGCUGCCCCUCCCGGACCUGAGCGUGCCCAACGUGCAGGUGACCAGGCUGACGCUGAUGUCUGAGCAGGCGCCCGGGCCCAUCACCAUGGACCUCACAGGGGAGCUGGCCGCGCUGAAAGACCAGGUGUUUGUCCUGAAGGAGGGUGUGGAUUACAAAGUGAAGAUCACCUUCAAGGUCAAUAAGGAGAUCGUCAGCGGCCUCAAGUGUCUGCAUCACACCUACCGCCAGGGCCUGCGUGUGGACAAGGCCGUGUGCAUGUUGGGCAGUUAUGGCCCGAGCGCCCAGGAGUACGAGUUUGUGACCCCGGUGGAGGAGGUGCCUCGAGGAGCCUUGGUGCGGGGUGCCUACGUGGUCACAUCCUUCUUCACUGACGACGACAGGACGGACCACCUGUCCUGGGAGUGGGGCCUCCACAUCUGUCAAGACUGGAAGAGCUGAACGCCCCCCACCCCGGGGUCCUUGUUCCCCGUCCCCUCAGUCAGUGACCGCACCCCCCACCCUCUGCUCCGGUCCUGGGACACCCCCUUCCUGGGCUGGCACUGUGCCCUGAACAGUCCUAAUUAAACGUCACCUUGUCUCCGUU
Suricata suricatta (meerkat) is the source of this 958-nucleotide messenger RNA. It is a transcript of the gene ARHGDIG, whose product is annotated as Rho GDP dissociation inhibitor gamma. Lineage: Eukaryota; Metazoa; Chordata; Mammalia; Carnivora; Herpestidae. The coding region runs from base 1 to 813 and encodes 270 amino acids. Gene Ontology annotation, molecular function: Rho GDP-dissociation inhibitor activity; protein binding. The transcript has 7 exons. Gene Ontology annotation, cellular component: cytoplasm; cytosol; membrane. Gene Ontology annotation, biological process: Rho protein signal transduction. The record is from RefSeq and is a predicted model, not a curated record.